AUGGGAAGGACGAAUGAGGGAGGUGGAGGUGGAGCUGGUUGGGGGGGUUCACUCCGGAUUCAUGGGCUGACAAAGGAAACAGGAAGAGAAGACAAAGGGGCCACGCCGCAGCAGCGGUACAAAGACAGCCCAGCAAUGGCUUCAGGAACAGCUUUGAUUUAUGAUGAUGAAAUGACAAGUUGCAAACUACUUUGGGAUGACCCUGAGUGUGAUAUCGAAGUGCCGGAAAGAUUGUUAUCCUCCUAUGAGCAACUUAAACAUUAUCAUCUUGUGGAAAGAUGUAUCCAUGUACCUGUCAGGGAAGGAACUGAAGAAGAAAUUAUGUUGGUUCACAGUUCAGAAUACUUGGAAGUUGUAAAGAGCACCCAGACAAUGAAUGAAGAAGAACUCCGAAGAGUCUCAGAAAAUUAUGAUGCUGUUUACUUUCAUCCGAAUACUUACCGCUGUGCUAAGCUAGCAGUAGGAGCAACUUUGCAACUGGUGGACUCUGUGAUAUCAGGAAAAGUGCGCAAUGGAAUAGCAUUAGUAAGGCCUCCAGGUCAUCACAGCCAGCGAAAUGCAGCCAAUGGAUUCUGUGUGUUCAAUAAUGUUGCUAUUGCAGCUCAAUAUGCCAAAAGACAAUAUGGUCUUCAGAGAAUUCUCAUUGUUGACUGGGAUGUGCACCACGGGCAAGGAAUUCAAUAUGUAUUUGAAGAGGAUCCCAGUGUUCUCUAUUACUCCUGGCAUCGCUAUGAACAUCAGCAAUUCUGGCCCUUGCUCAGAGAAUCUGAUUAUGAUGCUGUUGGUCAGGGAAAAGGAAAGGGAUUCAAUUUAAAUGUACCUUGGAAUAAGGUUGGAAUGGGGAAUUCCGAUUAUCUAGCUGCAUUUUUCCAUGUGUUGCUUCCAGUUGCUUUUGAGUUUGUUCCAGAACUUAUUCUGGUCUCUUCUGGAUAUGAUUCAGGAAUUGGUGACCCUGAGGGUCAGAUGAAUGCUACUCCGGAGUGUUUUGCUCACCUUACACAUUUCCUAAUGCAGUUAGCUAAUGGAAGGGUGUGUGCAGUUCUAGAGGGUGGAUACCAUUUGAAAUCAUUGUCUGAAUCAGUCUGCAUGACUGUAAAAACUUUGCUUAGAGACCCUCUCCCCCAGAUCUCUGGAGAAAUGGCACCAUGCUUAAGUGCUGUUGAGUCUAUACAAAAUGUGAGAGCUGCACAUAAACCAUACUGGAAAUGUUUGAUGUAUGAAGAAGCAACUCCUUUACACAAUCUUAGCACCAAAUCACAACAGAUGAUGGAGGCUGAGCUAAUUCAAACUAGUACACAUCCCACAGCAAAGCAAGCGGUUGGGACAACUAACAGUGAUGAAGCCAUCAAAACAGACCGGUUUUUGGAAUCACACAUGAAAAAAAUUCUCUUUCCAGUGCCUCCUGUUAAAACAGCAGCAGCAAUUGUCUCUAAAGCUGAUGCACAUUUGCUACCAAUAUAUGUUCAAGUGGAGAUGGAAAUGAAUGCACAAGAACUGAAAACUCUCGUCAGUGCAUUUGAUGCGGAACUUGUGAAGGAAGAGAAAGCUUUACUCUCUCUUCAGAAUGUGCUGGCUGUCCUAGAUAAAAUACUAAAGAAAAAGGUGUGCAAUGGAAUUGCAGAAUCAUCUGUGGCUUCUGUUUCUACUACCUUUGCACUAAAGCACUGCUUUGAUUUUGGAUUACAAAGAGUGCUCUGCAUAGUUGUUGGAGACAUGGAUCUUGAACUCGACUUAGAUGACGGAAAAAUACUUUUGAUGAACAUUUGCCAGAAACAACAAACUGAAAAGACUAACUCCAAAUACCAUAUUUCUCUGAACUGGAAAGAGGAUGCUGGAAGAAACAAUUUCUUUUGUGCUGUACUUGGAUUCAUUCUUCCUGUAGCGUAUAGCUAUCAACCUGACUUAAUGAUAAUAGUCAUUGGACCAAACAGGAGCCUCGGUGUAAAUGCGAUUUCUCUGCUUACUUGUUUACUGCAAGGAUUAGCUGAGUCUCGAAUUCUUGUGGUAAUACAGGACACAGAAAUAAAACUAGUGCAAAGUGUGGCCAAAGCCUUAUCGGGUGUUUCUACACCUGACUUUGGAGCCUACGCACCUGCUUCCCAAGAAAAUGUACGUGAAAUAAAACAAUUAAAAGACCAACUUCAACAGGAAUGGAAAAUGCUUCGAUGUUCAGUAAAGGACUGGAUUUCUGGAAGCUGAGGUCACGUGACUACCUUUGGGCUCUAUCAUUUAACACAUUUCAUCAUGACAGAAGGAAAAAGUGUGUUGUCACUUUUGGUUGUUUUCUUUUAAAUCAAUGAACAAAGAGAUUAUCAAGAUAUGGCCACAGCAAGAGCCAUUCACAAUUGUUUUAUGACUUUUUUUAUUAAAUAUUUUUGUUUAAAAGGGCCACAUUUUCAGCUGAGAGCUCUUGCUGUGUGUCUGCAAAAGUGUGCCUGAGAGGAAAGUGAUCAGGAACAGUCAGCAUGGAUUCACCAAGGGCAAGGUAGUCCUGACUAACCUAAUUGCCUUCUAUGACGAGAUAACUGGCUCUGUGGAUGAGGGGAAAGCAGUGGAUGUGUUAUUCCUUGACUUUAGCAAAGCUUUUGAUACAGUCUCCCACAGUAUUCUUGCCAGCAAGCUAAAGAAGUAUGGGCUGGAUGAAUGGACUAUAAGGUGGAUAGAAAGCUGGCUAGAUCGUCGGGCUCAACAGGUAGUGAUCAAUGGCUCCAGGUUUAGUUGACAGCUGGUAUCAAGCGGAGUGCCUCAAGGGUCAGUCCUGGGGCCGGUUUUGUUCAAUAUCUUCAUUAACGAUCCGGAGAAUGGCGUGGACUGCACCCUCAGCAAAUUUGCAGAUGACACUAAACUGGGAGGAAUGGUAGAUAUGCUGGAGGGUAGGGAUAGCAUACAGAGGGACCUAGACAAAUUAGAGGAUUGGACCAAAAGAAAUCUGAUGAGGUUCAACAAGGACAUGUGCAGAGUCCUGCACUUAGGAUGGAAGAAUCCCAUGCACUGCUACAGACUAGGGACCAAAUGGCUAGGCAGCAGUUCCCUAGAAAAGGACCUAGGGGUUACAGUGGACGAGAAGCUGGAUAUGAGUCGACAGUGUGCCCUUGUUGCCAAGAAAGCUAAUGGCAUUUUGGGUUGUAUAAGUAGGGACAUUGCCAGCAGAUUGAGGGACGUGAUCAUUCCCCUCUGUUCAACAUUGGUGAGGCCUCAUCUGGAGUACUGUGUCCGGUUUUGGGCCCCACACUACAAGAAGGAUGUGGAAAAAUUGGCAAGAGUCCAGUGGAGGACAACAGAAAUGAUUAGGGGGCUGGAGCACAUGACUUAUGAGGAGAGGCUGAGGGAACAGGGAUUGUUUAGUCUUCAGAAGAGAAGAAUGAGGGGAGAUUUGAUAGCUGCUUUCAACUACCUGAAAGGGGGUUUCAAAGAGGAUGGAUCUAGACUGUUCUCAGUGGUACCCGAUGACAAAACAAGGAGUAAUGGUCUCAAGUUGCAGUGGGGGAGGUUUAGGUUGGAUAUUAGGAAAAACAUUUUCAGUAGGAGGGUCGUGAAGCACUGGCUUUACCCUGACGGGCCAGGUGCCAAAGGUUGUCGACCCCUGCACUAAGCAGUAUUAUUAAAUGGAGUGGUUUGAAUAGCUAACACUGAAGUAGGAUCUGUUUUGUUUCUUUUAAGAUAUUUACAUAGGUGGUAGCUAGGUGAGCUGAGAAGAGUUUUGAUUUGUUGAUGUACUUCAAGUUGUAUGACAGAUUUCUACAGUAGGAGGGAUGAGCUGGAGUGCCGAUGAGAAGCGCAGUCAGGAAAUGGACAACCAACCUAAUUCUCAAUUACUGAGGGACAAUCUCCUCUCAUUGAUAUAUUUUGCUUUCCACAACCAAAUCUCUGUACAACUUUUCAUGAGUGAUGUACCCAUGUAUUCGGAUUCUAAUACCUAAACUGUAUUGUUAAAUGUAUUCACCUAAAUUUGGGUUAUUGCUGAUCAUGUACUCUAUGUAUCAUAUGACUUUUAAAAAACUAAUUUUGUAUUUGUGGAUAAUCUAAGAACUAUACUCAGAUGUACAGACAUUCUUUUCCCAACCUAUGUAUUAUAUAAUUUUUUUUAACAUUAGUUUUAAUAAAAUGUUUAAAUCUG
This is a messenger RNA of Malaclemys terrapin pileata, 4117 nucleotides long. It is a transcript of the gene HDAC10, whose product is annotated as histone deacetylase 10. Gene Ontology annotation, cellular component: histone deacetylase complex. The record is from RefSeq and is a predicted model, not a curated record. Gene Ontology annotation, molecular function: histone deacetylase activity. Lineage: Eukaryota; Metazoa; Chordata; Testudines; Emydidae. Gene Ontology annotation, biological process: chromatin organization.